AUGGGCCUCUCACGCGGCGUGGCAGGCCUUUCGUCUGCUCUCCUUCGCACCGUCGUCUACAUCUUCCUGCGGUGGAUUCCCGGUCGGUUCGGGCCCUACUUGAUUCCCGCCUUCUUCGCCCUCUACUCUUGGUACACCUACUUCAUCACCCGCGCGAUCCCUCGCCGUCCUUCUACGCCAGCCGAAGCGGCGCUCGUACCGAAGGAGGAAGCACCGUCGUUCGCCGAGGUCGUCGCCGGAGGAAAGCCGGACGAGGAGGACAAUGUCGUUCAUGAGCAACAUCCGCAUGUCAAGCCCGAUCCCGACGUGCCAGCUGGUGCAAGCCUUGCGACGGGAACGAGCGGCGGAUCCCUCUCGAAGCGCCAGAAGAAGAACCGCAAGAGGGCCCUCAACGACCCCUUGUCGCUCCUCCCGUCCGCGUCCGACUCUGAACCCGGCAGCCCGACUUCGCCGCACCUCAACCGCCGUCAGAGGCUCCCUCGCAACCGUCCUCUGCCCAAGACGAGUCUCGGCCAGCUCGUCAACAACCUCGUCUUUGGCACCCCGACCACGACCUCGCGCUUCCUGAACAUUGUCUCCUGGUCUGCGAAUGCCCUGCUCUUCGCCCUCGCAACCGACUUCAUCUGGACACCUAUCUUCGGCAUGGACCACACGGAUCUCGCCUUCGUCCGCGUCGGCGCCGUCUCGCACACCUCGGUCAAGCUCGUCGCUCGCAUCCCGCCUUCGUCUUCGCUCCUCGUCCAGCCGCCCAUCGUGGCGGGUGUGGUACCCGCAAAUAACUCGGAGCCGGCGAUUGAGGGCUUCUUGCCGGAGGACGAGUUCGUUGGCGCGAAGGUCGUCUACAGGCCGACCAAGCCGCUCGGCAAGUGGAUCCAGGGACCCGAGAUUCGCACGAAGGAGGUGGACGACUGGGUCUCGACGGUCAAGGUCGACGGCUUGUGGGCAUCGACCGAGUACGAAUACCGCCUCCUCCGCCCGUCUCUUGAGACUUCGCACCACCCGGCCUUCCCGCACUCGCAGCACUUCACAACGUUCUCCGACCCCGCUCUGUCCGCCGCAGGCCCAUCGAGCGAGGGAACGCAUUACGUUUUCGCUUCCUCGUCCUGCAUCAAGCCCGGCUUUCCCUACACCGGUCCGCACCACAAGCUCGAGACGAAGGGAGCAAAGGAGUUCCUCAAGAUCGCCGAGCGUGUCGGCGUCAAGUUCAUGCUCUUCCUCGGCGACAUCAUCUACAGCGACGUGCCGUGGUACGCUGGCAAGAGCGUCGAGCGGUACUUCAAGCACUACCGCCAGCUGUUCUCGUCGCCCGAAGUCAAGGCCAUGGUCGAGAAGAUCCCUUUGAUCAGCAUUUGGGACGACCACGAGAUCCACAAUGACUACGACUCGAACGUCACCUCGCCAGCUUACGCGCCGGCCAAGCGCGCCUUCGAGAACUACAUCGCCAACGCCAAUCACGACCCGCUAGCCAAGGACGACAUUCACUUCGACUUCCGAGUCGGCGAUUCGGCCUUCUUCGUCUGGGACACUCGUACGUACAGGAGCGAUAACGCCAAGGAGGAUGACGAGUCCAAGACGAUGCUUGGCGAGCGGCAGAAGGAGGAGUUCUUCAACUGGGUCGCGCGGGUCAAUCAGACGGUCACCUGGAAGUUCGUCGUCUCCUCCGUCCCGCUCAUGUCGCUUUGGGGUCACGGCGAGGAUACCUGGGCAGCCUUCCUCACCGAGCGCGACGCGAUCCUCGACGUCCUCGAGCACGUCCCGAACGUCAUCGUCUUGUCGGGAGACAGGCACGAGUUCGCCGCCGCCAGCUUGCGCAACACGGUCACCGAGUUCUCGACGUCGCCGAUGAACAUGUUCUACCUGCCGAUCCGCACGCUGUCGCAAAAGCACGGCCGCGGGCCUACCGGCGAAGAUGCCCUGCUGAAGUACCUUCCCGACGGCAAUACCAAGUUCACGACUUUCGAGGUGGACACGCGCACGGCCAACAAGCCCGUCGUCCGCGUCAAGGUGUACAUCGACGGUGACGAGGCGUGGAGCGUCGACGUCCUUGGUCAGCCUUUGCCGCGUGCACUCGGUCGACGGGGCGCAGACGCGGUCGAGGGAGCUGUCGGAAGCUUGGGCAAGGGCUUGAGGGAGCUUGUCGAGUGGAGUCGCGCGUGGGUGAGGAGGAGCUGGUUCUCGUAG
Molecule: messenger RNA, 2181 nt
Organism: Rhodotorula toruloides NP11
Lineage: Eukaryota; Fungi; Basidiomycota; Microbotryomycetes; Sporidiobolales; Sporidiobolaceae
Product: alkaline phosphatase D
Exons: 9
Coding region: 1-2181 (726 amino acids)
Source: RefSeq, a predicted model, not a curated record